Messenger RNA from Ooceraea biroi (clonal raider ant), 4163 nucleotides. Its product is annotated as ctenidin-1. The record is from RefSeq and is a predicted model, not a curated record. Lineage: Eukaryota; Metazoa; Arthropoda; Insecta; Hymenoptera; Formicidae.
CGCGGCCGAGAUCCUCGCCGAAUCCUCCAUCAGGAGAGACUCGGGUGAACUUUAAAAAGAAAAGAAACAAAUAGGGCAAAGAGCAGAGACCAAGCGCGAAGCGAGGAAGAAAGCGGAGGAAGUAGACGAGGAACACACGGCGGACCAGAUAUAUACGGGGUCGUAAUGCGCGGGGAAGUGGGUCGAGAGUUCACAGGCCGGAUAAUUAAAUUCCGCACCGAAGAAAGCGUUUUCCCUCUCGUUUAGCGGGUACCAUCACCGGCGAGGAUGGGAGCCGGACAUACUGGCCGACCGACCGAUCGCCAUGUUGCCAGGCGAUGAAUGGCUGUGAUGGACUUCCUCCUCUAGGUGCCUUCGAACCUUCCGUUAUAGCUCUUUCUUCAUUAUGUUUUGAGCAUCAUUCAUUAUACGAUACGUUCAUUAUACGGUAGCACAGAAUCUGUACGUUCUUAUUUGAGUUACAUGGAGCGAAUGUACUUCGUGAAGUCAUUAGAAUCGGAUGCUGAAGUUGGGAAGAUGCAUCUAUAUGUCAGGUGUACAAGAUAUUUCGGUACUUUGGUUUCUUACAUUUUUGGGUAGUAAACAUUUUAGAUUUGUAUAUUGUAUAUUUAAAUCUAAAGCAAGAUCAAUCUUUAAUUAUAAUACAAUAAAUUUAUAUUAAAUUUGAUUAAACAUUAAACAUUAAAUUUGAUACGAUUGUAAAAUACCGCCACAAAACGCCAUGUUAUGGCACAGAUCGAUUAACUUAAUCCUUUUUUUUAAUGAAAAUCUAUCUUGAUUUGCAAUAUGUAACUACUAGCGAGUGGAAGAUCGUUUUAAAUCACAGUAUUUGAGUAUCGUCGAUGAUUGCUUAAAAUUGCUUGGAGGAUAUUGCGACUUUUAGCGAAGUGUAUUUUUUUAUACCUUAAUGCGACAACAUUGCACGUGUUGAUGCGUGCUAGAUGCGCUCGCCACGAAGACGAUGAUUACGUCGAUACAAACGCACGGAAGCCUCGCCGCACGGAUGAUACAAUGAUGGCGAACCGCGUGCACUUUUCUUCCUGAUACCUAGCUCUCUUAUAACGACCGAGAGUUCGUGACUCUACCGGAUGAUUAUGCGCUCCAUCGUUCAGUCUCACUUACGUGUGACCCUUGUAAAUGAUCAGACGUUCAUCAUCGCAAUUUUGUUGUAAUAUCUGUAAACUAUUUGUUAAUGAUGCUGCAUUUUUCUCCUUAGGAGACAUUAUUUUUCAUAAUUUCACGUAAAUUGUAUCAAAUACUGCAUAACAAUGAUUGGUACAAGUCAGUCAGAAGUAGUAAUCUAAAUAAGACAAAUAAAUUUGUUAUUUGGUAAAAAGUAUAAUAGAUUAAAUAAUAGAGAUUAUUUUGUAGUAAGAGGAAGACGCUUGUCGGAAAUGCGCACAAAAUGUACUUAUUUAUUGAAGCAACUAAUGUGACACGAUAAAUACGCGUGAAAUACUACGAGAUAAUGAAAGAUCGUGCUAAUGCCAAGGAACAGCCAAUUCCCUCAUCAAACUCGUGCCAAACCUAAGUGCGAAUUUCAAUUAGACGGCCCGAGAAAUAUCCUCGAUCGGCAGAGACCGGUCAACUGUUAACUAAUUUCGGAUUAUGGAUAGCUUUAUUGAAAAUAUCUGUUGGAAUGUAUCCUGAUAUAAUGGUGAUAAAAUACGAUACUUGAGCGUCAAUGACCAAAGCAGCCGAUGUCACAAUUUGCAGACAGAUAUAUUUAUAGACGAAAUAUAUCUAAACGACGACGACCUCAAUCAGUUUUGUAACAUUGAACUAUCCGCAAAACUUGCGCGAUGCUACGAUGUUGCUGUUCACAAAAAGUGCUAAAAGCUAUGUGCAUAAACAAUGAAUUCAUUCUUUCUCCAGAUGACGCGACAUUAAUCGAAUCGAGAAUGACGUGACUCUCGGCCGCAUGACCUCAAGCAGUUCUGAAAUUGCUGUUAACUUUCUUUCAAGUGACCUAUUGGAGAUAUAAAACUGCCCCAAGCUCUCGUUAAUCCACGAUUUAUGCAUGCAUGAGCUGAGACGCUAAGGCGGAAAUUUUUAAUAGUCUCCAUUAACAAUUACAAUAUUUUCUCAAUUUUUCUAAAAGUUAAGAUAAUAAAUUUUUAAAAGAGGAACAAUGUACGCUUAUAUAUAUUUGAUUCCUAGCAACAGUCUAGAAACGUUGCUUCUUUCUAGUUCUCAAAAUCGAGAGAAAACAAAUAUUACAUAGAGGCGAUUAUCCGAUGCUUGUCAUGCUUUGAUCGUUCAGGUAAUUCUAAAGUUUUAUGGUGAGCAAUUAUUAUGGUAUUAACGUAUGAUGAAACUGGUAAAAACAUGGCAUCGCGCUCAAUUGCGUCAUUUAAUAUCGACCCACCUGGCUCUUGAGCGUGUGACGACACCAGUCGUAGGGACUGUAUUAUCUAACGAAAAGAAAAGGCAGCACAGUAAUAUGUCAAAAGCGAUAUUCUACGUACAACGUCUCCCAUAAUGAACACUUAAUAUUCUUGUCGCACAAAAUUAAUAAAGCGAAACGACGCACCUAUAGCAUUUUAUCGCAGCAAUGUACGGCGUGUUGUAACACAAUGCUGUAACAAUUCGUGCCAUCAGAUAUCACCCGCUAUUUAUUAUAGCUGACCAUAUGCUGUUGGGCACACUUCCAAAAGAGAAAAUCACCGAUAUAUAAAGAACAUUUUUCAAAUGCUGAUUAUUAAUUGCAUAUUAUUCUUGUGUGACGUGGAUAUAUUGUAUAUAUAUCCUUUUCGAUAAAAAUUAACUUCUGGUCAAUUAUUUAUCACGAUUUAUGGCGGACCACGUACAUUGCCAUACAUCACUACAACGAACGGCACGCAUUAUAUGGAAACCACUUUCAGCAAAGUAAUUGAAACGACGAUUAGUUCCUGUUUGACUCGCGAUAGGUAUUCGGCUGGAAAACAAAAAUUGACAUAAGAAAUCAUAAUUAUUCUCGAGUACAGAUGUGGGAGAGAUCCCGAGGCAAUUCUUUCAGAACAGAAAUUAAUCUUGCACGAAGUGGAGCCGCGUGACGAUUUACGGACGCAAGUCAAUUUCAACUGUGCUAACAGGUAGUCUGUCAUAACUCUCGGCUCAUAUGCUGUCAUAAUUAUAGAAAAAGCAAUACACACGCGGGCUGAAGGUAACCGAAACGAAAUUCCUCGCCAGGAUCGCCAUUAUGACAAAAUACUCGACCAAUGAAGUCUAGGUCUAGGACGCAAGUGGAGACCCGCGGCUGACUAUCGAGAGGCCGCAGUUUCGCAAGAUCUCAUCGUCCAAAUCUCGAGUACAUUUGGGGAGUCUUCGGAGCGAGUAGGACGAAUAGAUGCAAGAACUUCGCGGAGAAAGAGAGAAGUGCGAGACGCCGGGAGGGAGAGGGAGAGGAAUCGUCUCACAGCUGAAUUACUCUCACUCGAGAGGCCCCCGUCUCUUCUUCUUCGUGGGGGCAUCGCGUGUAUCCCCCUGCUUCUCCCGGGGGUAUAAAUGACUGCGGUCUACCUUCCACGGAGUCACAGAACUGAGCGGCAUCGCAGAAGCCGACAUGAAUUCUCUGAUCGCGUGUAUGAUCAUCGGUUUGGCAGGGUUCGCCCUGGCCGAGCCGCCCUCCUCCGGCUACAGCUACAGCAGACCCAGCGGCGGAGGUGGCUUCGGCGGAGGUGGCUUUGGCGGAGGUGGCUUUGGCGGAGGUGGCUUCGGCGGUGGUGGCGGUGGUUACACCCAGGUGUCCUUCGGUGGCCAGACCAGCGAGGGUGCCUCCGUGGAUGGAGCUCUGCUUGAGCAGAUCCGUCAGAUCCUGCUGAAGGAAGAGUCCCAGGGUGGCGGAUUCGGUGGUGGCGGUGGCGGUGGCGGCGGCGGAUACGCAGCACCUAGCUCCAGCUAUGGUGCACCAUCGUCGCAAUACGGCGCCCCGUCGCCGCAAUACGGCGUGCCCAGUUACCAAACCCGCGUCGUGGGCAUCGAUCUCGAGGGCAUCAGGCAGGCCAUCCAGGUGGCCCAGUUCAACCAGGUCAGCCAAGGUGGUGGCGGAGGUGGCUACCCCAGCGGACCCAGCACCAGCUAUGGAGCGCCCAGCAGGCCGUCCGGUAGCUACGGUGCGCCGUUCUAAGGAGUCAUCAUGGAUUGAAUGAUGAGAGAGAGAGAGAAAGUGUGUAUGAGAGAGA